AUGUCCAAAAUGAAGACCAAAAGUAAAAGCAAAAUGAAUAAAAAUAAAGUAAAAGUGAAUAAAAGGAAAGUGAAUCCAAAGCCAAAGAAGAGCAAAGAAGCCGAGGAAUGGAUGAGUGGAUCAGAUGGCGAAGAAUCGGAUGAAUUAAAUGCCAAACAAAUUGGUGAUGAAAGCGAUGAUGACUUGACGUCUAUUGUCGACCACAAGAAGUCUUUGCAGAGUCUAAAGGAAACCGAUAAAGAGUUUUAUGAGUUUUUGCAACAAAACGACAAACAAUUACUUGAUUUCGAUAUCAACGACGAAGACGUGGAUGAGGACUCGGAAGAAGAUAAUGAAUUGGACACCGAAGGGGACCAAUCGGAAGGAAUUAGUAAGUUAUCGGUGAAACAAGUGAAUGAUUGGAGCCAUCGGUUGGAAGACAAGGCAGACAUCGAGACAAUCAAAUCAGUUGUCAAAUGGUUUCGAAGAGCCGUCAAUCAGACGAGUGGUGAAAGUGAUGGACAGAUAAUGAACGCCGAGGUCUUCAAUGCCAUCACAAAUGUAUGUCUGAUAGACCUGUUGCCAGCGGUUCACAAAAUUUUGAAAUUACCACAAAUUGGAUCAAAUGAGUGGUCGAGUGAUGUGAAAGUAAUGGAUCCGACGAAGUCGAGGAAUUGGAAGAAAGUGAUGGCAGUUAUGAAAUGCUAUUUAACGGAUGUCAUCAAAAUGGUUGGCAGUGUCUCUGAACAGUCCCUGAAGACAACACUUCUGCGACAUAUUCUUCAUUUGAUUCCAUUCCUCAUUACUUUUCCACAUCUAAUCAAACGAGUCCUCAAACAGACACUUGAAUCAUAUAAGACUGUCUACAACUGGCAGUUCUUGAAUUCUAUCCUAUUAUGGACUCAACUCUUGUGUUCUCAUAACACCGUCGAUGAACUCAAACCACUUAUUUCUCCAUUGGUUAAUGUGAUCAUUGGAACCAUUCGAUUGAUUCCUUCGGCUAAGUAUUUUCCGAUGAGAUUUCAUUUGAUUAAAGCGCUGAUCAAACUCUCGGAUGAGACGAAUGCAUUCAUUCCUAUUCUGCCGUUUGUUACACAAGUUUUCGACAAUUUCGAUAAACAACUCAAGAAAAACAAAUCCAAUGACGAAAAAGAGCUUAAUUUCGAUCUUUUGAUUAAAGUGUCGAAUAUCAGCGCAAAUGACUUUCAAUUUAGAGAUUCAACGAUUAAUAAGAUCCGCAAAUUCAUAAAGCGUUCACAUGUUGUACAACACAAUCAACUCUUAAAACAAUUAUUGGAUAAAAUCGAAGACAACUCGAAACUGAUUUGCGAAAAGCGAAAGAACGUUGAGUUCUCCAUAAGUGACUCCCUUUCCAUUAACUCAUGGGAAAGUCAGAUGAAAUGCGACGGAACUCCUCUCAACCACUUCUAUAAUCAACGAAAGAAAAUUAAGUCAAAUAAAGAUAUUUCGGACAUCAAUGUGAAUGUGGAGCCAAAAGUAGGCACAAGCAGUGGAACCACGGAAGCGGCCAAACCUACCAGUGCUCACAAACUUCAUAAUCAAUCAAAUUCUAAGAAACGAAAGUUAAAUGAAAGUCAAAGUAAAGGAACAGAAAAUAAGUCGAAAAAAGUGAAAAAGUCUCGAAAUAGGAAGAAAUCGGUUCAUAAUAACAACCGUAAGACUAAUGUAUCGUUUGAUUUGAACCAAACUCUGGACAUAUCUUCGGAUGAAUGCGACUAAUGAUCACUAAAUGAGAUGUUUUUAGUAAUGUAUUUUGAAUUGAAUGCGAAUACUGUAUGAAUAAAUUGUAUUGAAUUAGUGGUGAGAA
Molecule: messenger RNA, 1807 nt
Organism: Oppiella nova
Lineage: Eukaryota; Metazoa; Arthropoda; Arachnida; Sarcoptiformes; Oppiidae
Source: the annotation of a GenBank genome assembly